GCUCCGCCCCCCCGCCCUCCGCCGUGGGAAACGCCGGGCCCCGCAGCCCCCGCCCGCCGGGUGAGGAGGGGGCGGCGGGGGCAGCCCUGCGGGGAGCCGCGGGGCGGUGCGGAGCUGCGCGGGGCGGAGCGGGGACCCGGCACGGUCCUGCGGAUGCUCCGGCAUCGCCGGGUGGAGCGGGGCCAGCUCCAGCCCGGCCCCCAUCGUUCACGCCCGGCACCGGCUCCGCUCCCCCGCUCCCUCCUCUCCCGGCACCGUCAUCAGUCCUUGGAUCCCGGCACCGGGACCGGCCGGCCUUCUUCAGCGCCGGCACCGGCUCUUCCAUCCCGGCGCCGACACCGCUCCUCUCCCGGCACCGGGACUGACCCUCCUCCCCUCCUCCCCCCGGCACCGACACCGGUUCUGCCCCGGCACUGGGACCAGUCCGUCUCCCCGGCGGUACCGGGGCUGCUGGUCCUUCUCCAGCAUCAGGACCGACCCUUCCCCGGCGGCACCGGGACCUCCCUUCUGUCCCAGCUUUUAAAACCCACAAAUACCGGAGUGGUGGUAACCAAAAGCCAGGCACGGCGGAGCGGAGUGCCGAGCUCUCGCUAAGCACAGGGGAGCUGGUGUCCCCCUAACCCGGCGGGGACGGGGAGCGGUGGCCAGGCAGGACCAGCCAAGGACCAGCCCCAGGGCUUUCUGCACCGGCACCGUCGGCAAUGCGAGCGAUGGCAGACCAGGCUGCGGUGGCAGCAGACGCCUCUCCAACCCUGGCACCAUCCCCGGGCUCACCUCGGUGCGGGGACACCGAUGGGCUAACGCUCCAUCCCACCGGCAACAGGGAGGACGGCUGCAGCCGGGAUGGCUGCGGGCUCAUUUUCGCCAUGGAUGGGGACAUGAAACCUCUCCCCUCGCCCCAGCCCGGGGGGAUGCUCCUGGCUGACCUCCCACAGGCCCCCCAGCCCCGGCUGAGCCCGGCCAAGUCCCGCACGGCCCCGUCCUCCCCCAGCGUAUCCCCGUCAGAGAGCCGCGCUGCCUUGCUCCGGCUGCGGGAGGCCAGGCUGGAGGACACCAAGAGACGGCUGUCGGAGGCUGUGCAGGAGCCCCUCAGCCGGCUCAGCCGGCUCAUGGCCGAGGAGAGCAGCCCCAUGUCCCGGGCAAAAGCGGGCACCAGGGGUCAGGAGACGGGGGGCCAUGGGGCUGGGGGACGCCGGGUACGGGACUGGAGCCCCUGGGAGCCCACCCUGAACUGCCGCUAUGAGAUCUGCUCCUACGGGGACGUGAUCCAGGUGGUGGAGGUGGCACAGAAGGAUGCUGAGCCCCAGCUGCCAACCCCCGAGGAGCCACCGCCAGCACGGCCGGGGGGCACGGUGCCAGGCAGAGCCCUCGCCUCCGUCGCCCUCCUCGCCUACGGCUACUUCAUCCUGCCGCUGCCACCCUACGCCGCCGGCCUCUGCCUGGGGCUCAUCUGUGGGCUGGUGCUGGGCUUCCUCGCCAUCCUCCUCUUCAUGCCAAAGCCUCCGCCGACGGCACGGGUACCACGGGGCCGCCUGCGCCCCGAGCUGCUUGUGGGGGAGCCAUGGGAAACCCACCACCUCCAGGGCUGGAUGAACCAGCUGCACGUCUACGACCCCGAGCUUUUCCACCCCUCGCUGACGCACUCGGUGCUCGCCACGCUGGACGGGGCCACCCUCAAGCUCUCCUACCCCAAGAGCAACAUCCCGCGCCGAGCCACCUUCGAGGAGGAAAUCCUCGACGCCGUCUUCAUCAGCCACCGCUACUACGACCUGACUGAUGCCAAGGUCUUCCUCUGCCCCCCCAGCCUGGCCCGAAAGCGGAUGUGGAACAAGAAAUACCCCAUCUGCAUCCUCCUCCCUGAUGCAGCAGACAUGGAGUGCAGAAGCAGUGAGGAGCACGAUGCGGAGCUGCAGAGGGAUGAAGGGACGAAGAAGGUGUCGGUGCCGGGGCAGGACGUCCCUGGGGACUGCAGGGAGAGGUGCCUGUACCUCUUUGGGCGAACGGGGAGGGAGAAGGAGGAGUGGUACCAGCACCUCGUGCGAGCCUCCCGUGGGACCCCCAGCAGCAGCCACGGAGAAGCCAGGGGAGGCGCGGGACCAGCUCCGCAGAGCAGCGGCAGCAGCAGUGGAGGCAGUGCCGAGGACAUCCCCUCCGCCAUCCCGUCCAAGGACCUGGAGGGAAGCGUACAACAGAUUUUCCUGGAUUACAGCACCUACAUGGCCCGAUUUGUGCCAGCGCAGGCGGGGGGCAGCCCGGACCAGAGCCCCUCUCACGGAGCACUGGGCAGCCCCACGCCCACCAAGGGGCUCGCGGCUUCUGUCCCUCCGCAGCUCGGUGAGGACCCAGCCAGGCGCAGUGAGCCAUGCAUGGCCUGGAUGAACGCCCUGGUGGGGCGCAUCUUCUGGGACUUCCUCCGGGAGCCAUACUGGGCCGAGCAAGUGUCCAACAAGAUCCAGAAGAAGUUGAGCAAGAUCAAGCUCCCAUAUUUCAUGAAUGAGCUGACGCUGACGGAGCUGGACAUGGGCACAUCCAUCCCCUCAAUCCUCAGUGCCUCCAGCCCCACUGUCAAUGACCGAGGGCUCUGGGUGGACAUGGAAGUCACCUACAGCAGCUCGUUGCAGAUGACGCUUGAGACGAAGAUGAACCUCUGCAAGCUGGGGAAGGAGAGCGCUGCUGAGGAGAGCGGCCCAGCAGAGACAGGCGGAGAGGGGGCCAGGCCACGGCUGAUCCUGCUGGCAGACAGCGACGCGGAGUCGUCCAGCGCCGGCUCCUCUGAUGAGGAAGACGUCGCUACUGCAGAGCCCAUGGGAGCCCUGGGGGAGAGGGUCCCACCACCCGGCACUGAGGGCCACAUCAGCGGUAACAGCACAAGCCGGAAGAUCCUGCGCUUCGUGGAUAAGAUCGCCAAGUCCAAGUACUUCCAGAAGGCCACUGAAAACGAGUUCAUCAAAAAGAAGAUCGAGGAGGUUUCCAACACGCCACUGCUGCUGACGGUGGAGGUGCAGGAGCUGGCAGGGACCUUGGCCGUGAACAUCCCCCCGCCGCCAACCGACCGUAUCUGGUACAGCUUCCGAGUCCCGCCCCAGCUGGAGCUGAAGGUGCGCCCAAAGCUGGGCGAGCGGGAGGUGACGUUCCUCCAUGUCACUGAGUGGAUUGAGAAGAAGCUGCAGCAUGAAUUUCAGAAAAUUUUGGUGAUGCCAAACAUGGACGAUCUCAUCAUUCCCAUUAUGCACUCUGGCCUGGAUCCUCAGCCACCCACUGGGGGACUGCCCAGAGACCUACCAGCCAGGGGAGAGAGGAGGCCUUGAAGCACAGCCCCACGGGGAGGGCAGAGACACUGCACAGAGCUCAGGGACCUUGCUGGGACACGGAGCCAGCCAGGGCCUGGUCACUGACCGCACCCAGGGCUAUGCUGUGGGGUCUGAGCUUCUCGGUUCAUCUCAUCCUCAGCACUUAUGUAGAUGAGCCUCCUCCUUAAAUACUGCAAGCACACGUUCAGAGCAGAACCAGACCCAAGGAAACGGGUUUGCUGGAGACCCAAGAACUUCAUGCACGUCCUACCAGGUUCCCAGGACUCCUGGUCAAGUGGGCAGCUCUGGACCAGCGGAGGGCUGGGCUUUCCACUGUCUGGUUCCCAAAGAGGAAGCAGGACGCCCAGACCGGUUCUGCACUGAAGGAGUUGUGAUCAUCGCUGAUCCAAGACAUCACAGCUCCAAAACACAUCACACCCUCCCCGCAGCUGGACUGCAUGGAAAACAUGGGUGGGAAAUGAGUCCAAAAUAUGAAUAAACCCAUCACUGCCCAGUCUUACCUAGCACCCAUCUUCUCGUACACAAGUUCCCACAUCUGCUGAGGAUGCUGGCUGGGAUCGUGGGGCUUUGUGCAAAGAGAAGUCCACAGGUCAUACUUUCAGCCCAGCCAAAGCAGUGCCUGGGUGUGCGUGUGUGAGGGGCAGUGAGGGGAGAGAUGGUCAAUGAGACUGGGCAGAGGCAGGUAACGGGGAGGGCCUGUACUGCCAGCGGAGACUGGGGCAGAAGUGCUGGUACCUGCUCUGCUCUCCUUCGGAAGAGAGGAAGGGGAGUGUUCACCACGGUUUGGGUGAAUGCAGGCAGUGGGAAAAAAUUAAUUGAGCAAGGGGAAGGGAGGACCCAGAGGACAGAGCAGACACUUGGCUGUCCCAGUUAGUCCCUGUCCAAAUGGGCCAGCCCCAAGUGCUACUUGUCCCAUCCUCACCCGCUGAGGAGCCUCAAGGACACACUGCUGCCCACAGGCAGCACUGAAUACAGGCAAGACACCCCUCCCGAAGGAAGACAG
Chroicocephalus ridibundus (black-headed gull) is the source of this 4314-nucleotide messenger RNA. RefSeq names its product testis-expressed protein 2-like. Gene Ontology annotation, cellular component: endoplasmic reticulum. NCBI's taxonomy places the organism in Eukaryota, Metazoa, Chordata, Aves, Charadriiformes, Laridae. The transcript has 13 exons. Gene Ontology annotation, molecular function: lipid binding. The coding region runs from base 702 to 3308 and encodes 868 amino acids. The record is from RefSeq and is a predicted model, not a curated record.